Messenger RNA from Musa acuminata AAA Group (dessert banana), 1194 nucleotides. Its product is annotated as MDIS1-interacting receptor like kinase 2-like. Gene Ontology annotation, molecular function: protein binding. The record is from RefSeq and is a predicted model, not a curated record. The transcript has a single exon. The coding region runs from base 1 to 1194 and encodes 397 amino acids. NCBI's taxonomy places the organism in Eukaryota, Viridiplantae, Streptophyta, Magnoliopsida, Zingiberales, Musaceae.
AUGGAGAUCGGAUUGCUGCGAAGGCUCGCUGUUCUUGAUCUUUCAGAGAACAAGAUCUCCGGCGGCAUCCCCAGCUCCAUAGGCAAGCUCGAAAACCUGGUGGUUCUCUACUUGAACCAGAACCGCAUCACGGGAAGCAUUCCGCCUUCCAUCGCCGGUAUGAUCUCGCUGCAGUUCUGUAGGAUGUCGGAGAACCAGCUCACCGGGAGCAUCCCGGAUUCGAUCGGCGGCCUACCUAGCAUCGAGAGACUGAUACUGGAGAACAACAAGCUCACCGGUCAGCUGCCCGCCGCUAUAGAACGCCUCGCCACUCUCACGGACAUCUUCUUCUCCAACAACCGAUUUACCGGUAGGAUCCCUUCCAGCUUCGCCAACCUGGCCAAUCUGCAGACGUUAGACCUGUCGCGGAACCGCCUCUGUGGUCCGAUCCCCGCCGAGCUCUCCCGGCUGCGGAACCUCCAAGAGCUGGAUCUCUCCUUCAACUCCCUGAUGCACUUGGGCAGGCCGCCGAGCUGGCUCGGCCAGAUGAACAUAUUCAAGCUUGUCCUGGCAGACACAGGGAUCUCCGGUCCGCUUCCUGACUGGCUGUCGUCGGCGUCGUCCAUCUCGAUCCUCGACCUUUCCAGCAACGGACUGGGGGGAGAUCUCCCGCAGUGGAUCGGCAACAUGACCGGGCUCUCGUUGCUCAACCUCUCCAACAACGCUCUGCAUUCGGGGAUCCCGGAGGGGUUCAAGAACCUGACGCUGCUGAUGGACCUGGACCUGCACGCCAACGAGCUGUACGGCCGGCUGCGGCCAGUGCUGGCGAAGGGGACGCAGGACCCCUUGGGGCACUACCGGACGCUGGAUCUGUCGCGCAACCGGUUCACCGGGGGGCUUGACGAGGACGUGGGGGAGCUGGCCGCGAUGGACACAGUAGAGAGGCUAGUGGUGUCGCACAACCCAGAGCUUGGCGGCGGGAUACCGGCGUCCAUGUCGAGGCUGGCGGCGCUGAAGGAGGUGGGGAUGGCGGGGAACGGGCUCUCCGGGAGCAUACCUGAGGGCGUACUGGACCUCGCGCGACUGACCGAGUUCGAUGUGUCAGAUAACAGGCUCAGCGGUCGGAUACCGCGCCAUCGGGCUCCCUUGACGGCGGAGGGCUUCAGAGGAAACACGGGGCUCUGCGGCGCGCCUCUCCCGCCAUGCAAGCUGUAG